GUUACAGCGAACAGUUUGGACGCGUUUGUAAAAGGCCGCGGCAGAUGAAGAGAGAGGAGACUGCCAAGAUCUCCACUUAGGGCAGUUGGGAAUCUUCGACUCUGGAACACUGGGCAGGAGCUUUGCCAUUGGCUGCCCAAGAAAGGGGAGGCAGAAUGUCUGCAUUGUUACACCAUAGAGUUCAAACUUCAAAAGACUUUGGGUUAAACAGUAUCAUUUACUCUGCAAAUGAUUGUGUCUUUGCCUGUCUUCUAUGAUCAUCCUAAACUAAUGAAACACCUUUCAGGUCUUAUGGAUUCAGGUUACACUGUAUUCUGGAUGCUGUGGCAGCUGAUACAGGGCCUUUGAAAAAUGGAGCCAAACUCUCUGAGGACUAAAGUCCCAGCUUUCUUGUCUGAUUUGGGGAAGGCCACACUGAGGGGAAUCAGAAAAUGUCCCCGAUGCGGCACAUACAAUGGAACCCGGGGACUGAGUUGUAAGAACAAGACAUGUGGAACCAUAUUCCGCUACGGUGCACGGAAGCAGCCUAGUGUUGAAGCUGUCAAAAUCAUAACAGGCUCUGAUCUGCAGGUUUACUCGGUGCGGCAAAGAGACCGGGGCCCCGAUCACCGGUGCUUUGUGGAGCUAGGUGUGUCAGAGACGACAAUCCAGACGGUGGAUGGGACAAUCAUCACUCAGCUGAGCUCUGGACGAUGUUAUGUUCCCUCAUGCCUGAAAGCUGCCACCCAGAGCGUUGUGGAGAAUCAGUGCCAGCACAUCAAGCUGGCAGUGAACUGCCAGGCAGAAGCCACCCCUCUGACUCUGAAAAGCUCAGUCCUGAAUGCAAUGCAGGCCUCCCCAGAAACCAAGCAGACCAUCUGGCAGCUGGCCACAGAGCCCACAGGUCCCCUUGUACAGAGGAUUACUAAAAACAUUUUGGUGGUGAAAUGCAAGGCAAGCCAGAAGCAUAGUUUGGGGUAUUUGCAUACAUCCUUUGUGCAGAAAAUCAGUGCCAAAAGCUUGCCCGAGCGCCGGUUCUUCUGCUCCUGCCAGGCUCUGAAAUCGCAUAAGUCGAAUGCCUCCAAGGAUGAGGUGGCCCAGAGGUGUAUUCAUUUCUUUGCUUGCAUCUGUGCCUUUGCCAGUGACGAGACAUUGGCUCAGGAAUUCUCAGACUUCCUAAAUUUUGAUUCCAGCGGUCUUAAAGAGGUUAUUGUGCCCCAGUUAGGUUGCCAUUCAGAAUCGACAGUAUCAGCUUGUGAGUCUACUGCCUCUAAGCCAAAGAAGAGGAAAAAAGAGGAAGUACCUGGUGCACAGACGAACAGUUCACUGCUGCCUCAGGAUGCAGUGAGCAGUAAUCUAAGGAAAAGUGGCCUGAAAAAACCUGUGGUUGCUUCUUCAUUAAAAAGGCAGGCCUGUGGUCAGCUGUUAGAUGAGGCUCAAGUGACCCUGUCCUUCCAAGACUGGCUGGCCAGUGUCACGGAACGCAUCCAUCAAACCAUGCACUAUCAGUUUGAUGGCAAACCAGAGCCACUGGUGUUCCACAUUCCUCAGUCCUUUUUUGAUGCUCUGCAACAAAGAAUAUCUAUAGGAAGUGCAAAGAAACGGCUUCCCAACUCCACCACAGCUUUUGUUCGGAAAGACGCCUUGCCACUGGGAACCUUUUCCAAGUAUACCUGGCAUAUCACUAAUAUCCUGCAAGUUAAACAAAUCUUAGAUACCCCAGAGAUGCCCUUGGAAAUCACUCGGAGUUUUAUCCAGAACCGGGAUGGGACUUAUGAGCUGUUUAAAUGCCCUAAAGUGGAAGUAGAGAGCAUAGCAGAAACCUAUGGUCGUAUAGAAAAGCAACCUGUGCUGCGACCUUUGGAACUAAAAACUUUUCUCAAAGUUGGCAACACUUCCCCAGAUCAAAAGGAGCCAACACCGUUCAUCAUUGAGUGGAUUCCAGAUAUCCUUCCUCAGUCCAAGAUUGGUGAGCUUCGGAUCAAGUUUGAGUACGGUCACCACCGGAACGGGCAUGUGGCGGAAUACCAAGACCAGCGGCCACCGCUGGACCAGUCCUUGGAACUGGCGCCUCUGACCACCAUCACUUUCCCUUGACAAGGGAAAAAACAAGAGUCUUUUGCUGCUAAAUUUGCACAUUCCCAACCCUUGACAAUUUAAAUACUAGUUAGGCACUUAGAUGGCCCUGUCGCCUAGUGAACUGCUCUUAGCCAAGAUGCAAUUUCUUAUCGCAUCCAAGUGGAUUCUGUUGAAGAAAAACUCUUGUAAAUGGCCUUUUUGGUGCUGCUGUGUAUGGUCUUCGUUAUAAAUUGGGUGAUAUUUCUGGCUAGAAUUUUUAAAGGAACAAAAAGGAAACCAGCUCUCUUUCCUUCUUAAAGAACUCACCUUUAGAGUUUGUUUCAAACUUUUUCUAAUUCUCUAAGAUGUUCGCAGCACUUCUUACACCAGCAGUGUUGGAAAGUUAAUAAUACCCUGUUUAGGGCAGAAUGUUAAGGACCAUCCUGACAGAGUUCCAGUCAUGCCCAUUUAUUUUGUUCUCAAAUAAAAGCACAAUGUCACUAGUUUUUCCAAAGUAUAUCUCAUGUUGGCCUGAUUAUAAAAUUAUAAGCCUUUGGGGAGAUUUAAGUAACAGUGAAAUAGGAAAAAGAAGUCCAGGUAUCAAGGGAUUAUUGACAUUUCAAACUAAUGCUUCUAAUUACUUGUUCCCUAGAUAUUUAUUUCCUUCUUUAUUCUCCAACAAGUUUAAGAGCUGGUAGGUUCAAUUCCUGUUUUUGAGCUCAUUGAUCACAGAAUGGUGAUACUGAAGGACACAGAAGUGGAAGCCUGUCUUCAGGGAGAAAAGAAGGGAGUGACCAUUUCCUAUAUGCCUCCUGUGUGCCAGACACUUUCAUUUAUAUUCCCAUUUUUCUCAUUUAGUCCUUACUGUUUGAGUUUAGAUAUCACCUCUUCUUUUAAGUUAAAGAGACAGCCUGUUUUUCUUGCUGGAAACGGCAUUAAAAAUGUUUCAUUUUAGUGCAAA
Messenger RNA from Prionailurus viverrinus (fishing cat), 2998 nucleotides. RefSeq names its product chromosome A3 C2orf42 homolog (gene CA3H2orf42). Gene Ontology annotation, cellular component: nucleus. The record is from RefSeq and is a predicted model, not a curated record. Bases 352 to 2076 code for a protein of 574 amino acids. Lineage: Eukaryota; Metazoa; Chordata; Mammalia; Carnivora; Felidae. The transcript is spliced from 10 exons.